Messenger RNA from Notothenia coriiceps (black rockcod), 6800 nucleotides. It is a transcript of the gene dapk1, whose product is annotated as death-associated protein kinase 1. Gene Ontology annotation, cellular component: cytoplasm; nucleus. The record is from RefSeq and is a predicted model, not a curated record. The coding region runs from base 1 to 3780 and encodes 1259 amino acids. Gene Ontology annotation, biological process: positive regulation of apoptotic process; protein phosphorylation; intracellular signal transduction. The transcript has 22 exons. NCBI's taxonomy places the organism in Eukaryota, Metazoa, Chordata, Actinopteri, Perciformes, Nototheniidae. Gene Ontology annotation, molecular function: protein binding; ATP binding; protein serine/threonine kinase activity.
AUGUGCUUGGGAUGUGUGAAUUGCGUGGCCGGCGGUGAGCUCUUCGACUUCCUGGCAGAGAAGGAGUCGCUGAGCGAGGAGGAAGCCACUCAGUUCCUCAAGCAGAUCCUGGAUGGAGUCUUCUACCUGCACGCCAAACAGAUCGCUCACUUUGACCUUAAGCCGGAGAACAUCAUGCUGCUGCACCGCUCAGUGCCUCACCCGCGCAUCAAGAUCAUCGACUUCGGCCUGGCCCACAAGAUAGAUUUUGGCAAUGAUUUUAAAAACAUCUUUGGGACUCCAGAAUUUGUAGCUCCAGAGGUAGUCAACUAUGAACCUCUGGGCCUGGAGGCUGACAUGUGGAGUGUUGGUGUGAUAACCUACAUCCUUCUGAGCGGUGCGUCUCCGUUCCUGGGGGACAACAAGCAGGAGACUCUGGCCAACGUGUCGGCGGUGGACUACACGUUCGACGAGGAGUUCUUCAGCAGCACCAGCAUCCUGGCCAAAGACUUCAUCACAAGGCUCCUCGUAAAAGACCCCAAAAAGAGAAUGACGAUUCAGGACAGCCUCCUGCACCCCUGGAUCAAGCCAAAAGACACCCAACAAGCACUGAGCAGGAAGGAGUCGGCUGUCAACAUGGAGAAGUUCAAGAAGUUUGCAGCUCGGAGAAAAUGGAAACAAUCCGUCCGACUUAUCUCCUUAUGCAACCGCCUGUCACGUUCCUUCCUGUCCAGAAGCAACAUGAGUGUGGCGCGCAGUGAAGACACGUUGGACGAGGAAGACUCCUUUGUGAUGAAGGCCAUCAUCCACGCCAUAAACGACGACAAUGUCCCCGGCCUGCAGCAUCUGCUCAGCUCCCUGAACAGUUACGACGUCAACCAGCCCAACAAGCAUGGGACGCCUCCCCUUCUGAUUGCCGCCGGCUGUGGAAACGUGCAGAUCAUUGAGGUGCUGAUGAGGAAAGGUGCAGAGAUCCAGGCCAAUGACAAGAGUGGAGCCAACGCUAUCUACUACGCAGCGAGACACGGCCACGUGGAGACCCUGAAAUUCCUCCAUGAAAAGAAAUGUCCUCUGGAUGUCCAAGAUAAGUCAGGGGAGACUGCUCUUCAUGUGGCGGCGCGCUAUGGCAACGUGGAUGUGGUGAGCUAUCUGUGCACCAUCCGAGCCAACCCCGACCUUUCUGACCGGGAGCAGGAGACCCCACUGCAUUGCGCCUCGUGGCACGGAUACUCCCCAGUUGCUCGUGCUCUCUGCCAGGCAGGCUGCCACGUGGACGCAAAGAACCGUGAGGGGGAGAGUCCGCUGCUGACAGCCUCUGCUCGAGGCUUUGCAGACAUAGUGGAGUGCCUGGUGGAGCACAAGGCCGAUCUAGGGGCGACAGACAAGGAUGGAAAGACAGCAGAGGAUUUGGCUCAUGCUGACCAACAUGAACUCAUCGUUUCUCUAUUGGGAAAGCUUAAAAAGGACAACCACAAGCUAAGCUACAUCCAGCAGCUGCGGCCCACUCAGACCGUGCAGCCCAGGAUCAAGCUGAAGCUGUUCGGAAACUCCGGAGCCGGGAAGAGCACUCUGUUGGAGUCUCUGAAAUGUGGCAUCCUGCGCAGCUUCUUCAGGAGGAAGAGGACACGCAUGACCAAUACAAACCGCCACCCAAACUCCCCGGUCCACUCCAAACCUGCCGUGUCGGUGAGCAUUUCCAACCUGUACCCGGGCUGUGAGAAUGUGAGCGUGCGGAGUCGCAGCAUGAUGUUCGAGCCCAGCCUGACCAAAGGGGUCCUGGAGGUGUUCUCCCCAGUCCACAACGCUCUGUCCACAGCUGACGACCAAGCUACAAAGGCCAUCGACAUCCAGUACAGCAACAUCCACGGUGUGGGGGAGUUCAGUGUGUGGGAGUUUUCGGGGAACCCGGUUUAUUACUGCUCCUACGACUACUUUGCGGCCAACGACGCCACGGCAAUCCACCUGGUCCUGUUCUCUCUGGAGGAGCCGUACGAGACCCAGCUGGGACACAUCACCUACUGGCUGAACCUGCUCAAAGCCCUCAGCCUGCCGCAGGACAACAUCGCUUUCGGAGGUCGGACCCAGCAGCCUCUUGCGGUCGUUCUCGUGGCGACGCACGCCGACCUCGCAGACGUCCCCAGAGCGUUCUCCGGAGAGUUCACCUACGACAAGGAGAAAGCCCUGGUCAAGGAAGUCAGGAACAGAUUUGGGGUGGACAUGGAGAUCAGUGACCAACUGUUUGUGAUGGACGCUGGGGCCUCAAACUCCAAAGACGUGAAGCUGCUGAGGAUUCACCUGCAGGAGCUCCGCGCCAGCAUCAUCUCUAGCUGUAGUCCCAUGACGCUGCUGUCGGAGCGGCUGCUCGCCACCCUACCGACCUGGAGGAAGCUGAGUGGUCCCAACCAGCUGACAUCAUGGCAACAGUUUGUCAGCGACGUGCAGGAGCACAUCAACCCUCUGGUCAGCCAGGAUCACCUCCGCACGCUGGCCAUGCAGCUUCACAGCAUGGGGGAGAUCAACAUCAUGCAGAGUGAGACGGUGCAGGAUGUGGUCCUGCUGGAGCCUCGUUGGCUCUGCAGCCAUGUCAUCGGCAAGCUUCUCUCCAUCGAGACGCCCAAGGCCAUCCACCACUACAGGGGGCGCUACAGGCUGGAGGAGGUGCAGGCUCUGGCUCCUGAGAGCGACGUGGACGAGCUGCUGCAGAUCCUGGACGCAAUGGACGUGUGCGCCCGCGACGCCACCAACCCCGCCAUGGUGGACGUUCCCGCUCUCAUCAAGACCAACGGCCUCCACCGUUCCUGGACCGAAGAAGAGGAGGAGGAGUCGCUGAUUUACGGCGGCGUGCGUCUCGUCCCUGCGGAGCACCUCACCCCCUUCCCCUGUGGCCUGUUUCACAAAUUGCAAGUGAACCUGUGUCGCUGGAGCCACCAGCAGAAGCCCGAGGAGGAGGGGGGGGAGGAUUUAGACGGCGAUAUCCACCUGUGGACCAACGGAGCCAAGGUGAGCCAGGGAGGAGUGGAGGCCAUGAUCCUGCUGGUCAACCACGGCCAGGGGUUGGAGAUUCAGGUGCGUGGGCACGAGUCUGAGCGGGCCAAGUGCUACACCCUGUUGGACACCGCCUGUAGUAUAACGGAGAACCUGCUGGCCUCCACGCUCCCCGGACUGCUCACAGCCAAAUACUACCUGAGUCCUCAGCAGCUGCGGGAGCACCACGCCCCCAUGAUGAUCUACCAACCCAAAGAUUUCCUCCGGGCACAAGUCCAACGGGAGUCCUCGCUCACCAACACUAUGGGUGGCUACCGAGAGAGCUUCAGCAGCAUCCUGUCUUUCGGCUGCGCUGAGGUCUACCAGCAGGGGACUCUGGGAACAGACAUCCACAUAUCAGACGUCCCCCUGCUGGCCCGCAGGAAGCUCUGCCGCAUGCUGGACCCUCCUGACGCUCUGGGGAAAGACUGGUGCCUGCUGGCCAUGAACCUCGGCCUCACAGAGUUGGUGGCCAAACACAGCAACGGGACUCCCAAUGGCGCCUCUGAGCUAGACCCGGAGCAGGACUCCCAGCAGGCCUUGCUGCAGCCCAGCCCGACGGCGGCGCUGCUGCAGGAGUGGAGCGGGCGAGCGGACAGCACCGUGGGCGUGCUGAUGGCCAAACUGAGGGAGCUCGGCCGCAGGGAUGUCGCCGACUUCCUGCUCAAAGCUUCUCCUGUUUUCAGGGUCAACAUGGAAGCGCUGGCCAACGGCUACCCCCCCAUCUGCAACGGCGGCACGUCGUACAACUCCAUCAGCUCCGUCAUCUCCCGCUGAACUGAGCGGGGCCGGCUCUCCGUCCUCACCCAAACUGCGGAUUGUGUUUAACUUGACGUUUUCCCCCUGAAACAGGACUCGUGUGUGAAUGAACAUGAAGUGCAAUCGUUCAGCUGCUCGCUCCUUAAUCACUAUAUUAAGUUGCCGUGGGAACCAGAUUUCGUGUUUGUGCUCUCCACACCUGUAUAGCUGACCUUCCACUAUGAAUGUUGUGAAAGAGCUGAUUGUCCUGAGCUCCAAAGAGGAACCCUGUGCUUUUAUUCUGUUUCUUAAUCUUGUCGUGCUGCUUUUUAAAAUCCCUUCUGCUGUACUGCACACUUAAGACUCACUCGGCUACAUUUAUAAGCUACUAACUAUGUGAAGGGAUGAUUUUAAAAGAUGGCCGCCUCAAGUUCGGACCUAUUCAUAUCCUACUGAGGACAUGCCGUUUGUACUCACUCCAUCCAUCUUAGUUACAACAAAUAAUAUUAUUCUUUCCUUUCUACUGUUGUUUUGUGACAUUUGGGCCGUUCAGCUUAGUGUUUAAUAAAUGAAAAGCAUUUUGUCAGAGUGUGCCUUUGUGGCCUUCUACCUCCCUAAAGAGCACAAAUAGUCUUGUUAUUAUAAAAUAGCCCAACAUUUAAAGAACUGUGCCUUGUUGACACCAAUAGGAACAUUUCAAUCAAGUUUUUAAAUGAAACCAUCCUACAUUUCAGACUUGUAAAAUGGUUAUUUAAUAAAGAAAAAAGAAAGCUAGGCUCAUUUUACAAUUAGAUUUUGCCGGCAUUAAAAAAGCUGAAAUCAGAUAUCUUGCUGUUUUCUCUUUAGUGUUUGGGAGUCACUGUAGAGAUCUAACCUUUUAUAAGAGUCAGUGAGGAGACGAUGUGGGGUCAUUCCUGUUUAAUGGAUGCUUUUGUGGGUUCCUACAGAUUAGCUUUGUGCUGACAAUUUAUUGUAACGGUCGCAUAAUCGCCCUAAGAAACGUCCUUAAAAGAACAAUUUCAUGUGGUAUUAACUAUAGUGUGACAAACUUGUGUUUAGUUGUUGGAAUUUCCCUUGAAAUACUUGCUAUUCUGUUCAAACUGUAAGAGAAAUCAAAUUGCCCUUUUGAACUAAUGUUCAGUUAUUAUCUUUAGUUUCUCCACCAGCAGGUAAGACUUCAAUCUUCACUAAUCUGUUUUUCAAUUGAUUAAAAACCCAAAGAUUUAUAACGUACAAGACAAAGAACACCAGCAAAUAUGUUUCUGUAGCCAGAACCCGUGACUUUUGGGAAAUGAGUUUUAACUUUUUGUUUAGGUUAUCGAAACGUGUCCUAUUCCGCUUACUGAUUUUUGUUUGGUAAACUUAAUGUUUGUUACUUUCCAUCCAAAACAGGCUUUAGAUAAGUUUGUAUUUCUUUUUGAGGGAUCGCCGUUACUACACAUUUUCCUAUAAUUAUUACCAAAUUACAAAGACAGUUCUUUCUAGGAACCUUUCAAAGAGUUUACAGUAGAAUAUUUUCUUUAUUUGACAUUUUAACCAACUAUGGAAGCUGUAAAUUAAAUUGUUCCUAUAAAUGUUUUCACUUACAAGUCUGCUCAUGUUCAGUGCACAGAAAGGGACCUUUAGCCAUUUUGAACAGGGAAGAUUUCCCCUCUAAGUGCAUUGUCUUAUUGAAGGGAAUUGGGCCUUCUACCACCUAAAUGUAUUUGCUUUAAAGUGACAUUUUAUAUCCUAAUGGCGGACAGGGUGGAGCAGACACUGCUCAUCUUCCUUUACUUUAAAUAGAGAGUGCCACCACAAUGAUGGAAACAAAUAAAUAGAAGUUCAUGUUUUCUACUAAAAAGUAAUUUAUUAAACCCAGUAAACAAACCUGACACGGCACCUUUGUGAUGCUUCCUCAUCAACGUGAAGUAACCUUCCAGUGUCAGAUUAGUAAACUCCGUCGAGGUACAUUUGAGCGUCACUCGGCCGCGCGUGGCUUCACAUCUCCUUUCACUUUUUAUAACAUGAAUCUGCGGCCCGGCUCGGUCAGCAAAAGCAAAGUAAAAGAUGGAAUAAAGUUAGUAUUGUUAGCUGUAGAAAGGAUCAAAGGCUGCUGGUGACAGAAAUGUCGUAUCGGUGUAAGCUUGGCGUUUUAUAAUGUUUGUGAUCAGAAAACAUUUUCAUGUGUUGAUGUUUUGGAAAAGAGUCUUUCAUUCUUAAAAAGAUGUCAAUACUGUGUGGCCCUUUUUCAGGACACUGUCACAAGUUGGUAGUAAACAGUUGCGCUGACGUGCCAGAGUGCAGUAUUUCCUGUCCGCUUUACUUUCCCAGUGUUACUGUCUGUUUUGCAGAGAUAAUGCUUUGAAUACUUUUUCAAAUGUAGUACUUCUCUAACUUUAUUUGUCUGGGCCUGAACUUGCCAAUCCACACAGCAAUAUUUCCAGCUGUGAUGUAAAUACUCCCGGCCUGGUUCUUCACUUCCCUUUUCACACUCUUGGCCUCAAUUAGUUGAUUCCAAUUUCAACAAGGCAAACUGAAUGUACUGCACAUCGCUCCUAAGAAUAUAAAAACGAAUCAAAGAUAUGCUACAAAUGUGCAAAAUGUACAAAUGUGAUUAAAUGUCCCAAAGUGGUCAGACACAUAUUAUUUGUACUUACUUUAUUUUUCUUUAAAAAGUUUGCCAAUGCUGUGUGCCUAAAACACACUCGUUCAUUCCUCUUAUUAUAACUUUGUACAGUAUACAAGCGAAGAAGUGAUGUUUCAGAAAGGGAAGUGAAUAUUAUGUUUUUGUAAAAGCUGGGAAUCACUAUAUUAUUAUCAACUUUGUCUCCGCACGUUGUCUAUUUCCAUAUGGUUCAGACAUAAAUGAGUGGAUUCAAAAGUAUUUUUCUGUAUGUUUUUGUUUGAUGCUUAUUCUCCCACCUUCAGAGACUGCGGUCUAAUCGCCACAUUGCACACAUUAUCUUUUUGUCGCUAUUUAUGUUAUGUUCUUUUAGCAUGUCUUGGAAUGCCAUGUUGUUAGUACUUCUGACACUUUAUAGUGUAAUACAUUUUAUAAUAAAUUCUUUACCUAAUGU